AUGGCGGCGCUGGGAGGAUGGCUUGCGCCGUCCUUUGCACUUCGUUUGCUGCUGAUGAGCGUGCUUCAAGCGAUAUCAGCAUUUGGGGCCGAGUUUUCAUCAGAGGCAUGCAGAGAGCUAGGUUUCUCUAGCAACUUACUCUGCAGUUCUUGUGAUCUUCUUGGGCAGUUCAACCUUCUUCGACUGGAUCCUGAUUGCAGAGGAUGCUGCCAAGAAGAAGCGCAAUUCGAAACAAAAAAAUUGUAUGCAGGAGCUAUUCUUGAAGUAUGUGGAUGAAAAUUGGGGAGGUUCCCUCAAGUCCAAGCUUUUGUCAGGAGUGAUAAACCCAAGCUAUUCCGAGGACUGCAAAUCAAGUAUGUUCGUGGUUCAGAUCCUGUACUUAAGCUUUUGGACGACAAUGGGAACAUUGCUGAAGAAUUAAGCAUCCUUAAGUGGAACACAGACAGUGUAGAAGAAUUCUUGAGUGAAAAAUUGGAACGCAUAUAA
Messenger RNA from Elephantulus edwardii (Cape elephant shrew), 486 nucleotides. It is a transcript of the gene SELENOF, whose product is annotated as 15 kDa selenoprotein-like. The record is from RefSeq and is a predicted model, not a curated record. Gene Ontology annotation, molecular function: oxidoreductase activity. Gene Ontology annotation, cellular component: endoplasmic reticulum lumen. Lineage: Eukaryota; Metazoa; Chordata; Mammalia; Macroscelidea; Macroscelididae. The transcript has 5 exons.